CGUAUAUCUAUGAUGCAAGUAUUCCGUGGUUAUCUUUGUACAAAAGUAACCUACCGGCGUAGAAAAAUUAGUUUAUAAUCUUUAUCUUUUAAUAUAAAUAUAGUAUAACAAUUAAAUUAGAUCAUCAUAACUUUGUUAGCUAAAUCAGUGACCAAAAUGCUAACAAAUAUCAUCAAUUCCACUUGUAAAUUGUCCAAACGACCAUUUACAGUAUGUAUAGAGGGAAACAUAGGUAGUGGUAAAACAACAUUUCUAAGACAUUUUAAAAAAUUUAAAAACACAACAAUUCUAGAGGAACCAGUAGAUCUUUGGAGAGAUGUAGGUGGAACAAAUCUAUUAGAAUUAAUGUACAGUGAUCCUUCGCGUUAUGCUUUUUUAUUUCAAUCCUAUGUCCAAUUAACUAUGCUUCAACUGCAUACAUAUAAAACUCCACUACCUUAUAAAGUUAUGGAAAGAUCUGUAUAUAGUGCAAGGUGUUUUAUAGAAAACAUGAAGCGCACAAAAAUAUUGCGUGAUGUAGAAGUAAUGAUUUUGGAAGAUUGGUAUGACUGGUGCAUUAAAUGUGCUAAUAUAGAAACAAAUUUAAUAGUGUAUUUAAGAACAUCCCCAGAAGUUGUAUAUCAGAGAAUGAAAGCAAGAGCAAGAAAGGAAGAAAAUUGUGUAUCAUUAGAGUAUUUGAAGCAGAUUCACGAUAUUCACGAUGAAUGGCUGUAUCAUCGAACGUUAUUCACCGUACCAGCACCGGUUUUGGUAUUGGAUGGAAACAAAAAUCUUGACGAAAUGUUAACAGAAUUUGAAGAUUGUAAAAAACAGAUUUUUGAUAAGAAAAUGGACGAGAAAACUACACCGUCACCAGUAUGUCCUUUACCCGAAGUUACGGCGGAUCCGACGAAUUAACACUUAAACGACCGCUCACGAGAUUUCUCGUGUUUCAAUGCUGAGAUGCGGUCGUUUAAGUAUUAAGAAAUUGAUUGUUAAUUUAGAUUUGUAUAUUUUUAUUUUGUAUAUAUGCAAUGUAAUCGGUGCAGAUUACACUGAUUUAUAAUAUCAUUACAUUUAUAAUAAAAAAUUUGUCCAUUGUAAUAAUGGUACACAUUAUUAUUUUAAUAUACUUAUAAUAUAUCGUAUAUACAUAUGUAAGUAUAUACACCCAAUAGAAAAUAAUUACUCCAAAUUUUUUCGGGUGGAAACUAGCUGUUCCGCGCAAUCGUAUUCGCGACAAGUCCAUAAUACCUUUACUAACUUACCAAUUUCUGCAUCCUUCGUGUUUGCUUGUUUCCAAUCAAGGAGUAUUUGAUAUACUACCUGAAAAGAGAAUUAUAAUAUUAUUAUAUGAUAUAUAAUUUUUUUUUAUAUAGACAACUUACUUCGCCUAUCCCUCUGAAUCUGUAAUUCUCUUCGAAUUGAUCAAUUUGUCCAUCCGAAUAUAAUAACUUUCUAGCAACGUCCCUCCAACCCCGUCCCAUGUAAGUUUUAAUGAUAAAUAUAUCCUCUAAAUUAAUUUCCGCUGUAGAAGCACACAAAUCUUUGAUAUUCGCCGGCAUCUGACGAACUUCUACUUUCGACCCUCUUUCUUCCGAUGUUUCCGCGUCUUUCGAAGAAAAUUGAUUAAUAUUGCAAAUAUAACUGGUCUUCGGACCAAUUUUCACUCCAUUCGAAUUAAUUAUAUUAUAGUUCACAACGUGUGCUCCUUGUGCUGUGAAACAGGAAAUGAUGUAUUUAGUCCAUAAAUAAACCA
Messenger RNA from Osmia lignaria (orchard mason bee), 1738 nucleotides. RefSeq names its product deoxynucleoside kinase (gene dnk). Gene Ontology annotation, biological process: nucleobase-containing compound metabolic process. Gene Ontology annotation, molecular function: ATP binding; deoxynucleoside kinase activity. The record is from RefSeq and is a predicted model, not a curated record. Lineage: Eukaryota; Metazoa; Arthropoda; Insecta; Hymenoptera; Megachilidae. Gene Ontology annotation, cellular component: mitochondrion; cytoplasm.